This is a messenger RNA of Porites evermanni, 438 nucleotides long. NCBI's taxonomy places the organism in Eukaryota, Metazoa, Cnidaria, Anthozoa, Scleractinia, Poritidae. The record is from the annotation of a GenBank genome assembly.
AUGGCCCCGCAUCAAGUCACCCCCAACACCGUGCCCGAGGUCUGGGACAGACUCUAUGGUCAGCGCUUGGACCAAAAGACCCCACCUCCCAAAUGUCGAGUGGGCGAUCGUGUACGCCUCAACAAGAAACAUCGUCCCUUCAAAAAAGGCUAUUUACCGGGAUGGACGGAAGAAGUAUUUGUGGUCACGCAUGUCCGUCGUCAUCCUGUGGUCACCUAUCGACUCAGGGAAUGGGACGGCACGCCUAUAAAAGGCACGUUUUACGAACCCGAUGUACAAAAAGUGCAAGUGUCGGACGACUCGUUAUUUCGGGUCAAAAAAGUCUUGAAACGGAAAGGACGCAACGUGUUGGUACGGUGGAAAGGGUGGCCAGCCAAGUACGAUAGUUGGAUUCCAGCGCAACCCAGGCAUGGUACGAAUAAGAAUAACGCCCCGUAA